AUGUGCUUUCCCAAUUGUAUUAAUAAUAUGUUGUCAAUGUUGUGUUCCAUUGCAACUACUGCCGCUGCGCGUGUCAGCAGUGCUCUUCUCUUUAUGGGAUGUUCUAUCAUUACGUAUGGUCGUUUCAGUAUGGUAUCACUUUUCCCCUUUGUGGUAAUCGUUAUGAACUUCUUCCCCUUUCCUCCCGAGGUUCCUCCCUAUGACUUUUCUCACACUGGCAAUAUCCUUUUUCCAGUUGAUAAUUACGCAUCGUGUGAGUCUGUCGGUAUCGCUUUUGAAUUUCUUUGGAAGGUUCCCUCCCAAAAAAAUCCACUAUUGAGGCUUGCUUGCCAUGUGAGUGUGGUAUAA
Messenger RNA from Trypanosoma brucei brucei TREU927, 348 nucleotides. RefSeq lists its product as hypothetical. The transcript has a single exon. NCBI's taxonomy places the organism in Eukaryota, Euglenozoa, Kinetoplastea, Trypanosomatida, Trypanosomatidae. The record is from RefSeq and is a predicted model, not a curated record. Bases 1 to 348 code for a protein of 115 amino acids.